AUGUCAUACCCGUACUAUCCUAAUCCGACCCGGUCUAACUCCGGGACCAGAUCCGGCACUAGCAUGGUUCGCCAACUUUCGGAUAGAGUGAUGCAAUCGACAAGUCAUAGGCGUCUCGAACAUUAUUCCGCACAAAGGGCCCAAGAUGCUCGCGAUGCCUUGCCUCUCAUCCAGGCAAAUAAUAAACGUCACUCCAGCAGAUCAGCCAGCUAUUAUCAUCCCUCUUCUCCAGAGCCUUCGUAUCAGCCUCAUCAGCUCAUUGCUGUUUGCUUCAACCACAUGGCUGGCAGGGAGUGUGAGCAUUGUCGCAACCUGGACCGCUCCUUGAGUGGCGAUCGUCAUGAUAGUUCGCCGGAUUCACAUCAUACCCUAGGAUAUCAAGGACAGGGUCAUGGACAGCAGCGAUACAGCAAUGCCUCUCUCCAUGACGAAAAGCAGAGAGAUGGGGGAGAAAAGGGGGGUGAGCGAGGUUCGCCGCCCGUGGUUGGUUUCUGGCAUUCGGAACUCGCAAAAUUGAGACUGCAGCUGCUGGGAUUGUGGGCAAGAACCACUUUGAUUCUCUGUGUCUUUAUCCUCCUUGUCAUGAGUAUGUACUGGGCGGUAUUGUUCAACGUGGAACAAAACUUGUCCUCGCUCGACGUGUAUGUUGUGGAUUUCGACGGCACUCAAGCACCAUAUACGGGAGUCACGCCUCUUGUUGGUCCCUUGAUCACCCAAACCACCGAAAAAAUGAUAUCGUCUGGACAAUCCGGGGGCCAUUUGGGUUUCAUCACCAUGGAUCCAGCCUUCUUCGACAACGACCCAAUGAACGUCCGGCAAGCUGUGUAUGACUUCAAGGCAUGGGCAGCAAUCGUCAUCAAUGCAAACGCUACAGCGCUCCUCCAACAAGCUGUACAGCAGGGCAAUGCCAGUUAUGAACCUCUGGGGGCCUGUCAAACCAUCUGGGUUGAAGCUCGAGAUCAAGAUACCGUUUAUGACUACAUCCUUCCGUCCCUUACGAGUCUGCAGACGGAAAUCACUUCCACCUUCGGCCAGAUGUGGACGGGCAUGGUCCUCAAAAACACCAGCAUCCCAAUCACAAACCUACAAGCGGCACCGCAGGCACUCAGCCCAGCAAUCGGCUUCUCAAUGUUCAGUCUCCGCCCCUUUGGCCCUCCCGUCACCACCCCAGCAGUCACAAUCGGUCUCAUCUACCUCAUCAUCAUCGCCUUCUUCAGUUUCACCUUCUUCCUGCCCAUCUACACCAAGCUCGUCACACCCGGAGGGCACCCGACCAUCAAAUUCUGGAAAUUCAUCUCCUACUCUUUCAUCUCUCUCGCCUUCCAAAUUCCCUUCGAUAACCCCACUGCUCCGACUACGAUGGUCGCCAACAACCCCGACGCUUACGGUAAAGGCACGUUCGUCGUCUACUGGAUGAUCAAUUUCAUCGGCAUGAUCGCCCUCGGCCUCGCUUGCGAGAAUGUCGCAAUGGCAAUCGGGCAGCCGUGGACGGCGAUGUGGCUUAUCUUCUGGGUCAUCUCCAACGUGUCGACCGCUUUCUACUCCCUGGACUUGGCGCCGAAGUGGUACUACUGGGGCUACGCGUGGCCGUUGCACAACAUCGUCGAAGCGUCGCGGAGCACCUUGUUCGAUUUGCAUUCGAGGAUCGGGCUCAACUUCGGAGUCUUGUUCGUUUGGUGUGCGAUUAAUACAAUGUUGUUCCCGUUCGCGUGCUAUUUCAUGCGCUGGAAGACGAUGAGGAUGAAGAGGAAGGAGGCCGAGGCGAAGAAAAACUAA
This is a messenger RNA of Letharia columbiana, 1776 nucleotides long. RefSeq lists its product as uncharacterized. The coding region runs from base 1 to 1776 and encodes 591 amino acids. The record is from RefSeq and is a predicted model, not a curated record. Gene Ontology annotation, cellular component: membrane. NCBI's taxonomy places the organism in Eukaryota, Fungi, Ascomycota, Lecanoromycetes, Lecanorales, Parmeliaceae. The transcript is spliced from 3 exons.